AAUAAUAAAAAGAAUGAGUUUCCGAAGCCAUUUUUGGUGUGGUUGCUUGUUGUUGGUAGCCAUGGCGGGUAUGUGGGAGGGCGGGCAGGGGCAGGGGCAGGAGCAGGAGCGAGAGCUUCUGAGUCUGAAUCUGGAUCCGAAUAUGGGAGACCUGUGCGGAAAGGCAGAGUACCCGGUUUUGUGUCGAUCUGUGGUGAAGGGUCUGAGUAAGCCAUCUGUAGCCUUAGAAUCCGCGAUCAGGCAGUUGAUGUUGCAAACAAAAAUGGCGAGGACUACAGCCAAGAGGCUGAGGAAGUCACCGGGCAUGGAGGUAUGCUCCGAGACAUACAAAGACGCCUUCGGCAACCUCAAGACUUGCCUUUCGACCCUCAAAACCGGAGACAAACCUACCCUCAACAUCAACCUCUCUGCAGCUUUGACCGGCUACGUCACCUGCGACGAUGCGGUGGCCGAGAGAGGCGGCACUUCUCCCGUAACCCGAACAAACCUUACACUCCGCCAAAUGGCCACCAACUGUUUGUACUUGUCUAGUUUGAUUGGCGUUCGCUGAAACAUUUGUUUGGAAUAGUUUUAGUUUUAGUUUUAGUUUUUAUUUAUUUAUUU
This is a messenger RNA of Cucurbita pepo subsp. pepo (vegetable marrow), 603 nucleotides long. RefSeq lists its product as uncharacterized. Gene Ontology annotation, molecular function: enzyme inhibitor activity. The record is from RefSeq and is a predicted model, not a curated record. NCBI's taxonomy places the organism in Eukaryota, Viridiplantae, Streptophyta, Magnoliopsida, Cucurbitales, Cucurbitaceae.